This is a messenger RNA of Thrips palmi, 1041 nucleotides long. RefSeq lists its product as uncharacterized. Gene Ontology annotation, cellular component: membrane. Bases 63 to 485 code for a protein of 140 amino acids. Gene Ontology annotation, biological process: transmembrane transport. The record is from RefSeq and is a predicted model, not a curated record. The transcript is spliced from 4 exons. Gene Ontology annotation, molecular function: transmembrane transporter activity. Lineage: Eukaryota; Metazoa; Arthropoda; Insecta; Thysanoptera; Thripidae.
CAUUUGUAAUUGGUGUGAUUGGAACAAUAGGGGGCAUAUCAGUGUUCACCAAGUGCCUCAAAAUGUCCAAUGAAUUUGCAUCAUGCGUUGCAUUCUUUUUUAAAACCAUCAGUUAUGUGAUAGCUGCACUUGGCAACUCGGGAUGGUGCAUGUACCUCAGCAGUGCAGUAGGGGGUUUUGGAGGAAUGUCUAGUCCGCUCAACAGAGCUAUUAUAUCUGAAACGGUUCCCAAAAACCACAUUGGUAAACUUUUUUCGAUUUUGUCAGCGUUCAUGACAGCAGUACCUAUAGCAGCAGGCACCGCCUACACCAUGCUCUUCAACAGUACAAUGGAUGGUUUCUCAGGGGCUGUUUUUCUUCUGUCUGCUGCUUUAAGUGCAAUAUGCUGUAUUUCACUGGGAGCCGUUUCUAUUCUAACACAAUUACAGAACCCACAUCCCUACAAUUUAACCAAUGAAGAUGAAGUUUCUGAGCCAACUACGUAAUAAUUUUGUUUAACUCCCUGAUGCACUUGCGCAAAUGUUUUUGCCACAUAUGUACUUGAAUCAAAUAGCAAUCUUCAACAAAUGCAAGAAUUCAUUCAGAGCAGCUGAAGAGUGAGGAAAUGCUGAAGUAUUGUGAUAAGUAUCAACACAGUAUUAGGUAUUAGCUUUAGAAAAGCAUUACAGGGUAAUAUGUAUUUGCAAUAAUGAUAGAAUUUAGCUGUGAUUUAGAAUAGUACAAUGUACUGUGGAAUGAAAAGGGAGCAACCAAGGCUGUUAUAUAAAUCUUGUUAUUUCAGUUCCUUUUUAGGAUAUAUUUUACAAUCAAAUGUGUUUCUCCAAACAUUUUUUAUAUACAGUAAUUGUUUCUAUGGCCAAAAUUGAAUUGGCCUUUCAUAUAGGAUGAAGGUUAGAACAAGUCAUCGGGGCAAUUAAUUUAAGAUAAACCUUUUUGUCCGUAAAAUUUGAUUUUAAAAUGACAAAGAAUUGACAUUGUACCUCAAAGAAUAUCAAGCAAAGCAAGAUAAAAAAAAAAGACAUAAAAAAAAAAUUCUGUUUG